This is a messenger RNA of Anopheles coluzzii, 1334 nucleotides long. Its product is annotated as glyoxal reductase-like. Gene Ontology annotation, molecular function: oxidoreductase activity. The record is from RefSeq and is a predicted model, not a curated record. The transcript has 6 exons. Lineage: Eukaryota; Metazoa; Arthropoda; Insecta; Diptera; Culicidae. The coding region runs from base 64 to 1029 and encodes 321 amino acids.
AGCGUGCGGUGUUGUUGUUUUGGUUCUACCGUGUGUCGUAUCGGGCCGGCAGUGAGCUUCUGGAUGAGAAAGUUACUCAUUUUCGGUACGAUUUCCAACCCGUUCAGUGUUAUUACGCGCUUUUUCAACCGCUCCGUUGAAGUUAAAACCAUGAACAAAACGUUCAAGCUAAAUACGGGCUUCGACAUUCCACUGGCCGGCUUUGGCACCUACCAAAUCCAUGGCCAGGAGCUAAUUUACCAGGUGCUGGAUUAUGCUCUAGAAGCCGGCUAUCGACACAUCGAUACGGCGGUCGUGUAUCGCAAUGAGGAGUACAUUGGCACGGCGCUGAAAACGCUGCUACCGAAGUACAAUCUGAAGCGUGAAGACAUAUUCAUUACCUCCAAGUUGAUAUCUCAGUCGGGAAAGGAUGAAGCAUUUGUUGAGCAAAUGGUGCGCAAGUCGCUCGCCAACCUGCAGACCGACUAUCUCGACCUGUACCUCAUCCACUGGCCCGGUGUGAGUGGUAUGCAAGUCACCCAUCCGGACAAUGUAAAGUACCGGGCGGCUAGCUGGAAUGCGCUGAGCAAGCUGGAGCGCGAAGGUUGCCUCCGUUCAAUCGGCGUUUCGAACUACACGGUGAAACACUUGAAAGAGAUGCUGGCGGAUUGUAAAGGGAUCGUACCGGCAGUGAAUCAGGUUGAGUGGCAUCCGUACUACUACCAACCGGAGCUGCUCGAGUACUGCCGCCAGCACGGGAUCUUUCUGCAGGCCUACUCGUCCCUCGGCUCAUCCAACACGGCCGAGCUGCGCGAGGACGAAACGGUCCAAUCGGUGGCGAAAAGCUUGCAGAAAACGCCCGUCCAGGUGCUGCUUCGCUGGGCGAUCGAGCAGGAGGUUGGCAUACUGCCGAAGGCACGAUCGCGCGACCACAUCCAGGAGAACGUUGGGCUGGAGUUUGAAAUUCCGGCCGAGCAGAUGAAGCAGCUGAACGGGCUGAGGGAUAGCGUUGGGCACAAGUUUGCCUGGAAUCCGGAAACGGUUGUAUAGGGGAAAAAACGGGUUGGUUGUUAUUCUGUGCCUUUUUUGUGUGUUGAGUAGAAGGUGGAAAGGAAGCAGCGUUUGAUUUUAAUUUACCGAUAAGCUUUGAAAAUACUGAUUCACACACUCACUCUCUGUAAGAGGUUAAAACAGUUGGAGUAAUUGUGCACUAACAGUGGUGGUUGUUUUUUCUAUAAAAUAUUCCGUUGGUUAGGAGAUAGGAUACGACAAAACAAGUCACAUUUAAGGUGUUUAUUAAAAGCACGUUAAAAAACGAAACGAAACAAAAAUGGACAUCAACUUAGCGAAUCGUA